CUCGAUUCCCUUCGCUUGCCUCCUAAGCGUCUGCUAACACAAGUCAGCUACACCAUGGAGGAAUACUGACGUACUUUCAUGCAGUGGACUGUGUUAAUUUUGCAGAAUGAGAGCUUACAGUAAAACUUUAGUUUUGUCAACGUUCUUUUUUAUUUUGUUGCUUCUAUACUUUUUUGCCAGACGCGAUGCACUUUUAAAAGCAGAGCAGAAUGGUGGCUCUUUACGGGACGUGAGAAGUGCAGUUACCUUUCAUCCGCCACUUUUGCGUGAUACACAGCAAGAGACUCGCCGAAGACAAAAACUAACUAAAAUACUGUCAGGCAGCAAAAAGAUUACUAGGAAACAUCCAAAACAAUUUUCAAUGUCAAUAUCUCAUAAAGGGCCAAUGCAUUUGGCUUUAGUGGCCUGUAGAAAUCAUCUGGAAGAAGCCCUGACGAUGAUGAAGUCUGCUCUUCUCUUCAGCAACAGAAAGAUUAUGUUUCAUAUCUUUACAGAAGAAUCUAUUAAGUUGAUGUUUGAAACUAGGCUCAAGCAGUGGCUUGAUCCACUUUCAAGCAAGUUUCAGUAUAUUAUCCGUGAGAUUACCUUUUCAAUUAAAGAUGCAGAAGAAUGGAAGAAAAUAUUUCAGCCAUGUGCUGCACAACACCUCUUUCUUCCAGUAGUUCUAAAGGAUGUGGAUUCACUGUUGUAUGUGGAUACUGAUGUUCUAUUUCUGAGACCUGUAGAAGAUAUCUGGAGUUUUUUGAAUAUGUUCAAUGACACUCAGCUUGCUGGAAUGACCCUUGAACAUGAAAUACCAAACAGAAUAUUUGAUCACCAUUCUAUAAAAGGAAUUGCUGGAAUAAACUCUGGGGUCAUGUUGAUGAACCUUACUCGUAUAAGAAGUGCAGUCUUCAAGAAUAGCCUAAUUCCUAAUGGCGUGGAAUGGAAAGAUUUAUUGAAUCAUUUUUAUGAGAAAUAUAAAAACUACAUCACUUGGAAGGAUCAAGACAUGCUGAACAUAAUUUUUCAUGAUAAUCCAGAGUAUCUGUAUAAGUUACCCUGUCAGUGGAAUUACAGACCACAGCAUUGUAUGUAUGGCAGCAACUGCAAAGGGGCAGAAGAAGAAGGUGUGUCAAUUCUACAUGGAAACAAUGGUGUGUACUACGAUGACAAACAGCCAGCCUUCAAAGCUGUAUAUGAAGCUAUACAUGGUUAUACUAUUGAAGAGAAUAUGUUCCAGUCAUUGUUGUAUCCUCUUCAAACAAAGUUUCUGGACACUGUGAAUACUUUGUGUGGAAGAAUACCGCAGAUCUUUCUUAAACAAAUUGAGAAGACUUUGAAGAAGGUAUAUGAACAGCGUGUGGUCAUUCAUUUGGGACAUCUACAGUAUUAGAAAGAUUGGACCCAGGUGACCUUUACUCCCAAGUACAUGGGCAGGUUACAUGCUGAAUAUUUUUCGGCACGGGAGACAUGCGCACCAUGAGACCCUCAAUCUGCCUCUUCCAGUUGAUGGAAAUUCUCAUUUAUUCAGUUCGGUAUACUGUAUUCCAGAAUUUCAUUUUUUCAGAAUUACUUAAAUGUAAAUGUUUUUGUCUUACUGUUGUGUUUGUAUGCACUUCAGGAGAAAGGAAUCUGAUUGCCUUAAGGACUUGAUAUGUGAGACAGUGUAAAUCAGCAACGUCCGGCAUGACUUUGGUGGUUAUGGUUGGGUGGAUCACCAAAUAAAAUUUGCUUGGGUCCCUGAAAGGCCAGGACUGGUGUGGAUUGUGGGGUACACUCACU
Erpetoichthys calabaricus (reedfish) is the source of this 1764-nucleotide messenger RNA. It is a transcript of the gene gxylt2, whose product is annotated as glucoside xylosyltransferase 2. Bases 107 to 1375 code for a protein of 422 amino acids. The record is from RefSeq and is a predicted model, not a curated record. The transcript is spliced from 9 exons. Gene Ontology annotation, biological process: protein O-linked glycosylation via N-acetylgalactosamine. Lineage: Eukaryota; Metazoa; Chordata; Cladistia; Polypteriformes; Polypteridae. Gene Ontology annotation, molecular function: UDP-xylosyltransferase activity.